AGGAAGCUGAGGGCGAACAGGAGGAAGCAUGGGGGUGAAACUGGAGAUACUGAGGAUGUUUCUCUAUCUCUCCUUCCCUGUGGGUCUCUUCUGGGUCUCCAACCAGGCCGAGUACUUCCAGCAUCACGUGGUGCAGCGCAGGAGGGAGAUUUUUCCACCGGACAACCCUGAGCGGCGCAAGGCCCUGGCAGCUCUGAAGCAGCGACUGCGGGAGGGGAAGGAGCCCUGAGACUGAUGGAGGAGGGGCCUGAUCCUGCCCCAUAGAUACGUGGGGACACCAGACCUCAUCCUGCCCCAUGGAUGGGUCCUGAGCCAGCACCAUUGAUACAUGGGGACAAAGGACAUGGGGCCUCAGCCUGCCCCCAUUGCCAAGCCUGUAUCCAGCCCCAUGGAUGCACAAGGGAUGUGGGGCCUCAUCCUGCCCUAUGGACGGGUCCUGAGCCAGCACCACAGACCCAUGGGGACACUUGGCUUCAUCAUCAAGCCCUCAGCAUGGAUGCACUGGGGACAAGGGACACGGGGCCUCAUCCUGCCCCAUGGAGUAGCACCAUGGCCCCACUGAGGACAAUGGAACCAGGGCCUCAUCCUGCCCCCAUUGCCAUGCCCGCACCCAGCACCAUGGAUGCACAAGGGAUGUGGGGCCUCCUCCUGCCCCAUAGAGCAGCAUCAUGGCCCCUCUGAAGACACGGCCUCAUCCUGCCCCAUGGAUGUGCCCUGGACCCAGCACCAUUGUGGACACCCCAGGGGCCACAUCCUGCCCCAUAGAGCAGCACCAUGGCCCCACUGAGGACAAGGGGCCUCAUCCUGCCCCCAUUGCCAUGCCUGUACCCAGCCCCAUGGAUGCACAGGGAUGUGGGGCCUCAUCCUGCCCCAUGGUUCAGCACCAUGGCCCCACUGAAGACACGGCCUCAUAAUGACCCAUGGACAUGCCUUGGACCCAGCACCAUUGUGGACACCCCAGGGGCCUCAUCCUGCCCCAUGGACGUGCUUUGGACCCAGCACCACUGUGGACACCCCAGGAGCCACAUCC
Messenger RNA from Melopsittacus undulatus (budgerigar), 1030 nucleotides. It is a transcript of the gene PET100, whose product is annotated as PET100 cytochrome c oxidase chaperone. The record is from RefSeq and is a predicted model, not a curated record. Gene Ontology annotation, biological process: mitochondrial respiratory chain complex IV assembly. The transcript is spliced from 4 exons. NCBI's taxonomy places the organism in Eukaryota, Metazoa, Chordata, Aves, Psittaciformes, Psittaculidae. Gene Ontology annotation, cellular component: mitochondrial inner membrane; mitochondrion. The coding region runs from base 29 to 229 and encodes 66 amino acids.